Molecule: messenger RNA, 1007 nt
Organism: Rosa rugosa (rugosa rose)
Lineage: Eukaryota; Viridiplantae; Streptophyta; Magnoliopsida; Rosales; Rosaceae
Product: PRA1 family protein D-like
Exons: 2
Coding region: 159-695 (178 amino acids)
Biological process (GO): vesicle-mediated transport
Cellular component (GO): Golgi apparatus; endoplasmic reticulum
Source: RefSeq, a predicted model, not a curated record
GUCCAAAACCCGUCAAAGCUUCCCAAUCGGAGAGGUCAACGGAGUUGACACAAACGCCUCAUACAUCACCACUGACAUAGAAACCAAAGAGAACCCAUCUCUGAUUUCUCCUCAAUCUCACAUUCCUCACCCCAAAAUCGAAUCUUUCCAAUCACCCAAUGUCCACCGGAAUCGUGACCCGGUUCAAGGAAGCCGGCCAAUCGGCGAUGUCCGCCCACCGCCCCUUGUCCGAAUUCGCCGACCCCACCGCCCUCAGCCUCCCUUCAAACCUCUCCGACGCCACGACCCGGCUCUUCCAGAACCUGACCCAUUUCCGGUCCAACUACGCCAUGGUCCUCUUGGUCGUCCUCUUCCUCAGCCUCAUCUACCACCCAGUCUCCAUCAUCGUCUUCCUCAUCGUCUUCGCCGCCUGGGUCUUCUUCUACUUCUCCCGCGACGACGAGCUCGUCGUGUUCGGGUUUCCGGUCGGGGACCGGGUCGUGAUGGCCGUGCUGGGAGUGGUGACUGUGGUGGCUCUGGUGUUGACGCAUGUGUGGUUGAACGUCGUCGUUUCGGCGGUGGUUGGGGUGGUCUUGGUUUGCCUUCAUGCUGUGUUUAGAGGGACGGAGGAUCUUGUUAUGGAGGACAAAGAAUCGCCUUAUGGGGCUCUGCUUCAGGAUGAAGCUGACCCGAGUGGGAAUUACAUCAUUAUGUGAUCAUGGUGGUGGUGUUCUUCAGGUUUGAUGAGAUGGUAGUAUUUCUUCGUCUACGAGCAGGUACCUGGGUUCGAUGCAGAUAUACUUUAACAAACAAGUCCAGCCAGUUCUGAUGUUAGCGUUUUGCUUCUGGAGUCUGAUUGUGUAAACAUCAGCAUAAUUGUUUUUCAGCUUUUUUCACCUAUUCAAUCAUGUUGCUAGUGCUUUUAGCAGAGAAACUUGUAUAUACAAUUGUUUUCUCAUGGUAAAUGUGGAGCAAACAGAACACAUUGUAACUGCAAUUUUGUAGCAAUCAUUUCUCCUAAUUUUCAA